GAGAAAUCGUAUUUCCCAUUGGGUGUGGCUACAGUGACGUUUAGAUUGACGUGCGUUUCGGUCCAUGAUAAACUGGGGACCAAAGCCUCGUGUUUAGCUUGAAGUUGCUAGUCCAUUUCAUAGCCACCGUCCUCUUUAAAUCCUGACAACAUGGCAACCGCGGCGAGCCGAUAUUACAGCGAGGAUGGCAGGGCAACCAAAAGACAGAAAACCGACGGAUUGUCCACGGGCUACGAAGACCCUCACAAGACACUUCCGUCUGUGGUAGUGCACGUCCGAGGACUGGUGGAUGGCGUUACGGAGGCGGACCUGACAGAGGCCCUGCAAGAGUUUGGGGCCAUCAGCUACGUAGUCUUGAUGCCCAAGAAACGGCAGGCGCUGGUGGAGUAUGAGGACAUGAACGGCUCGUCCACGGCAGUGACCUACGCCGCUGACAACCAAGUAUAUAUUGCCAGCCACCCGGCCUUCAUUAACUACUCCACCAGCCAGAAGAUCUCAAGGCCGGGCGACUCUGACGACUCGAGGAGCGUCAACAACGUUCUGCUGCUUACCAUCAUGAACCCCAUUUACCCCAUAACUACAGAGGUUCUCUACACUAUAUGCAACAACUGCGGCCCAGUCCACAGAAUUGUCAUCUUUAGGAAGAACGGUGUGCAGGCCAUGGUGGAAUUUGACUCUGUGCAAAGUGCCCAGCGAGCCAAAGCUUCUCUCAAUGGAGCUGACAUCUACUCUGGAUGCUGCACGCUGAAAAUCGAAUACGCCAAGCCCACUCGGUUGAAUGUGUUCAAGAAUGACCAGGACACUUGGGACUACACUAAUCCCAAUCUGAGUGGCCCAGAUGGCGAUGCGGACGGCAAUGGGAGCAACGCAGACGACAUGAGUUCCAACCCCAACAAGCGCCAACGUCAGCCCGCCCUGCUUGGUGACCAUCCCCCGGAUUACAGAACCGCUUACCACAACUAUGAUGACAGCUACGCUUCCUCGCCGUACGAGAGCCGCCAUAUGGGACCCCCAAUGAGGGGACGUGGCGCAAGAAGCUACGGCCCCAGCUAUGGACCCCCUCCGCCUCCCCCUGGCGAGUACGGAUCCCACGCAGACUCGCCAGUGGUCAUGGCGUACGGACUGGACCCGGUCAAGAUGAACGCAGACCGUGUCUUCAACAUUUUUUGUCUCUAUGGCAACGUGGAGCGGGUGAAGUUUAUGAAGAGUAAGCCGGGUGCUGCCAUGGUGGAGAUGGGUGACUGCUACGCCGUAGACCGUGCCAUUACACACCUCAACAACAACUUCCUGUUUGGGCAGAAGCUCAACGUGUGCGUGUCCAAGCAGCAGGCCAUCGUGCCAGGCCAGUGCUACGAACUAGAGGAUGGCUCCAGCAGCUUCAAAGACUUCCACGGCUCCAGGAACAACCGCUUCACGUCCCCCGAGCAAGCGGCCAAGAACCGCAUCCAGCACCCUAGCAACGUGCUCCACUUCUUCAACUCACAGCCUGACGUCACACCGGAGAUCUUCUCCCAGAUCUGUGAGGACAUCGGCGUCAAGUGUCCUGUCAACGUCAAAAUGUUCACAGGCAAGAGUAAGAUGUUAUGUGUUGUUAAGAUUAGGGGCAAAAAAAGACAUACUCUUAGGGUGUGUGUGUGGGGGGGGGGGGGGUUUGUCCUGCUCAUGUAACACAUUUGCCACUAAUUGCUAGACAAAUUUAAAGGUCCCGUGCCACGUAGACACGCACAGAAGCACACAGUGUCUGAAAUAUUUAACUUUUUUUUUACUGAAUAAGAUCCUAUUGAUGUGAACAUUUCACCAGAUAUUGUGAACAACCCAGGUAAUCCAUACAUACAAAGAAAGUAGAAUAAAUAAGUCAGUUUUUGCCUAAUAAUGAGAAAGGACACAGAGGAAAAUGUAUUGAACAUGCGAAAGAAGGGAGGUGCAAAAACACAUGGAAACCCAAGACCAAAAAUCUAUCAAUCAAUAAUCCAGCCCCUUGUCAGAGCAAAUGAAUAUUAGAUGGCUGAGUACUAAGUUACGGUCUCAUUGCCAAGGGGUGAGUCAAGAUGCAUCUCACGAUGGGUAACAGCAAAAAUCUGUCUCAAGAUCAUUACAAAGCAAUUGGACCCAAUCAUAACGAUGGGAUUGGUUGCAGGAAGCUAAUCAUACCACCAGAAAUUUGCCUCGAUCAGGUGCCCCUCGUAAGAUUUUUGACUGAGGAGUGAAAAGGAUAAUCAGGAGUUGUCCGAGCGCCUAGGACCACCUGUGGAGAUCUUGAAAAAGGCUUGGAAUUGACCCCUCUGUGAAUGUUGCGCAAUCCGCGUCACUGACCAAUCAGAGGCCAGAGAUCUGCCUAAUCUCGGACUCAAAUCUCAGACAACACUGGCUGGAUGGUCCAGUAUAGUUUCUGUCGGCGUUUUAUCGCGUAUUUGGGUUCUUUAACAAUAGAUAUGGUUAAGAGGUGUAGUCACAGACUUUGUAAUAGUGACAACAGGUAUCCUGAAAGGCUAGUUGGUGGAGUUCAAUUCGUACCCUUUCCAAAACCGAAGACAUCAUCAACUCAAUCCAUCAAAAAUCAACCGGAACAGAAGACCGAGUAUGAAAAAUGUCUUGGAUGGAUAAAACUUUGAGGAAGACCGAAUGAUCAACUGAAUCCAUCAACCAGAACAGAUAUGUUUGCACGAAGGUAAACCCUAAAGUUGAUUUUCAAUACAUGUCUC
Messenger RNA from Syngnathoides biaculeatus (alligator pipefish), 2702 nucleotides. Its product is annotated as heterogeneous nuclear ribonucleoprotein L-like. The transcript has 12 exons. Gene Ontology annotation, molecular function: mRNA binding. NCBI's taxonomy places the organism in Eukaryota, Metazoa, Chordata, Actinopteri, Syngnathiformes, Syngnathidae. Gene Ontology annotation, cellular component: nucleus. The record is from RefSeq and is a predicted model, not a curated record. Gene Ontology annotation, biological process: mRNA processing; regulation of RNA splicing. Bases 151 to 1668 code for a protein of 505 amino acids.